AGGGAGGUAACCAUUUCUGUAAGUAUUUUAAAACUAUUUUGGAAACAAACAUCGUGUGAUAAAUUGACGCAGAUCAUCCUUACGCAGAUAUAGUCAUAUCAUAGCACAAAUUUUCAUCAGCAGUGUUUCAUUGUUCAAGAGCCGAGUUUCGGUCCAGUUCGACCUUUGUUGAUUGCACUGAGGACAGCAAUGAAAAUAGUGAUAGGUAUUAUGCAAUGAAUUAUCUGUAUAUGCCGUGCAUGUUUCUCAAUCCUUAUGACGAAGUUACGUAAAAAAACUGACGAGGCAAGACCCGAGGAAGGUUUGGCCUGUGCCUCUCUUCUGAUGCGGCCACGUGAUCAGUUUGUGAUUUACCGCGAUAUGACGUCAUGCUAGGGGAAUCCCCUAUUCAAGUUUCACAUCGUUUUGUCCGUGUUGCCAGGAAUAGGCCUUGUACACAUGUCACGCAUUGACUAUCAUCACCUGACAAAAAUACCCCCUUUGAAUAUUGUCUCACACGAACGUCGAAAGAAAGUAAGUUGGUAUUCCCGGUGAUGCUAAAAUUAGAAAUGUGAUUUCCUGGAAAUCGUGGCGUGAUUAACGACGCAACGAACAACUGUGUGCAACAUAUUGCUUUUGGACUAUACACCCAAAGGAUAAUCACUUUCAACAGGAAUUGUACUAAACUGAAUAUCUUUUCUAGAUGAUUUAGCUAUCUGUUGAGCAGAGAUGAGCAGCCAACAAGUUGUUCCACUUUACUGUGUUAUUUGUUCAAAGCAAUUUAGUGGUGCUUUACCAGCUCAGCAGCAUUUCAUCAGUGAAGCGCACAGGAAAAAAGAAGACCAGAUUAAAAAUUCCGUGUUUCAGGGAAACACAAGACCAUACUGGUGUGAGCCAUGCAAUGUCCAAUGUAACACAGCUGAACAGUUUCAACAACACAUUGUCAGCCCUAGACACACAGAGACUGUAAGAAGAAGUUUAGGUUUCGCAUACCAAGCUGCAACACCAGUUCAAAACCUUCUCCUUUCUGGGAGGGUACAGCAUGUUGGUAGCAGUCCCACACAGGGGCUUAACCAGACAGUACCUUUCAAGAUGUCCAGUGAAACCGCGAGAAAGGAAUAUGACUUUAAUGGUUCUAGAGGUUAUUGCCAUCUCUGUGACAUUGACUUGACCUCUCCACAACAUGCCCGGCAACAUCUCAGUGGAUCCAAACAUCAGAAGAAACAAAAACAGAUGGAGGCUGGAGAGGACAACACCAAUGUGUUGAAGUGUCAGAUUUGCAAUGUACCAUUUACCAGUCUUGGCAAUGCUCAGGAACAUCUUGCAAGUGCAAAGCACUUGAAGAAGAAGAGAGAGAUGGAGGGACAGGACAAUGUUUUCAACAGUAGCUCUCCCCUGUAUGGUGUUUCAAACAUCUCACAGCCAAGUAACGCCCCUACAAGGUUGGGAAUACCCCCCUCAGAGACAGGUACUGGACUGUUUGCUGAUGUCCCAGUUUACAGCAACAGUAGUUCUAUGCCUGAAACUAGACCAAGUCAAACAAUGGCACCAUUACUGACAACUAGUUCUACUCUAGUUGGAAACAUGUUAGUAUCUGAUACUGUGAAAACUAGUUCUGGUGAUGGUAAUGAAUACAAUGUUCCUUAUACUUUCAGUGGAAAGGAGGGUUACUGCAAUGUCUGUCAUGUGGAUUUUACAUCUCCUCAAAAUGCCCAGCAACAUCUUGAUGGAUCCCGACAUAAGAAAGCAGAGAAGCAAUGGAAAUUUGGACAAUCUGCCAGUGAGGUGCUCAAAUGUGACUUGUGUAAUGUUGUAUUCUCCGGCCCUGAGAGUGCCCAACAACACUUUGACAGUGAUAGACACAAGAAGAGGUCACAGCUGCCCACAACAAAUUUCACACUUCAGGAGCAGGAGAAACCGCAGCUUUCCCAGAAAAUGACCUUGGUAAAUAACCCACUUGCAGCUCCAGGUGCUACCGUUCAGACCUGCCUGCCAAUGAACAUCCAGCUGGAGUCUAAUUCUUUGACAGAACCCAAAGUGAGUCAGUUUCCAAAAGCUCCAAGUUUAGCUCAAAUUAUGCUUCCCACCGAAAACAAACUGACAUAUUCAGCUGGGCCAACAGGCUAUUUGCCACAGACUGUAAGUAAUCAGAAUGAAGGUAGUCUGUGUUUAUCUGUUCAUGGAGGAACUUUGACAGAUGUUCCAAUUCUGGGUAGCUAUUCAUGUCUACAAAAUCUAAACAUGGUCAAUCAACAUGUCCCCGACAUUACUGAUCGUAAUAAUUCUAACAAUUCAUCAGAGAAUACACAAAUGCAAAGAACUCCUUUGUCUCAAGAAAACGUAACAGAAGAACAGGAAUAUAUUUUUUAUGAGAGCACUGGACGAUGUAACAUCUGCAAAAUUGAACUGACGUCUCGUGAACAUGCGAACCAACACCUCAGUGGUAAGAAGCAUGCAAAAGCUAAAGGCUUGCAUUCAGCAGGUACUGGUGAUGUUUUGGUCAACAAUGGUCCUGAUGUCAGUGAGAGAACAGCUGGUGUCAAACCAUCUACCAGUCCUCAUCCACCAUAUCGGUUUGAUGGCAACAGAGGAUGGUGUAACGUCUGCAGCAUCGAACUAACGUCUUCUCAACAUGCACAACAGCAUCUCAACGGUAAGAAUCACACAAAUGCUUUAGCACGAUGGCAAGCAACAAACAGACAUGAGGAAUCAAAGGAGUCUGCAGAACGAAGGCUUUACGAGUUCAAUGGAAUGAGAGGCUUCUGCAAUGUGUGUAACAUUGAACUUACCUCUAAGGCACAUGCUAGUCAACACUUAGCCGGGAAACCACAUGAAAAGGCUGUACAGAGAUUGAAUUUGGUUGAUGCAGUUGAUGCACAUAGAGACCCUUCUUCUGGAGUGUCCCAGCCUGGUGAUGCGAUGGAGGAGCCAGCGUAUGUGUUUACUGGUGGAAGAGGGCGAUGCUUUGUUUGUAACAUAGAGCUCACAUCUCCACAGCACGCCACCCAGCACCUUCAGGGUCGGAGUCACGCCAGGGCUGAGGAAAAGAGGAAGAUGAUCAACCAGAAUGGAAUACUGUCACUCCAGUGUAAGGUGUGUCUCAAGUCAUUCAGUGGACAAGAAAGUGCUGCGCAGCAUUAUGCCUCUGCCAAACAUAUAAGCAAGGCAGGGCUGACCAAGGGUUCCUUGGAUCAGGUCGGGAUAGAAGCUGGGGGCCUGUACUCACCAGGCAGACAGAACUCGGUAGGCCAUUCCCCACAAAACAUCUAUGUGUGUGAGGUAUGCCAGUGCCAAGUGAACUCAUUUGAACAGUUGUCAAUCCAUAAGAAAAGUCCCAAGCAUCUACAGACUGUGGAAAAGAAGCAGCGAUAUGUCGCUGUGGCUCUAUCGGCUUAUGGUGAUGAAAAUAGCAGAGAGUCUAGUGUUGAAGAUAGUCAGGAAAAGACAGAAUCCAAGCAGGGGAGCUACAAGGAUGUCUGGGAAGCUCUUCGUACAGGAGAAGUCACUGCAGUCCAAGGCGUAACUCCAAAUACUGAAGUGAAGGAAAUAAUCUCUUCAGUUUCCAGGAGAGUUCCUAUCACUACAGCAUCAAAUGUCAGUUCCGAUCUAGUCGGACCCUGGGAACAUCUUAAUACUGAUGGGAGACAGUCUACAAGAGUGAGUGAAGCUGGUUUGGGUGUGAGAAAGUUAUCAAGUACAAAUAGUGCCAGCAAAACACUUAGCACGGAGCGAGAACGAAGCCCAGGAAUGUCGGCUGCAGCCGAGGAAACGUAUUCCAAGGACAACAGAAUUAACACAGAAAUAACUCCUUUAAGAAAUGUUAUCCCCAAAAGCACUACAUUAGCUAAACUAGGCAUGGGCAGGGGAUCCACCAUUGUCAACCCAACCAUUACCACAACAGAUGCGAUGCCUCUGAGGAUGAGAACAGCAGCGAUCACUCAACCGACAUGUACCGACGUUGGAGACACUGAUGACUUCCAAGAUAAUGUCAAGGGAUCAGGUGGAAGUAGGCGACCCAACACUCACAACCCGCUAAAAAACCAGACCACUGUCCGAAACAGAGGAAAUAAAGUUCCUCUUGAUGUGUUUGAAAACCUGGAUUCAGAUGAAGAAGAAUCUACUCGAAGUAAGACAUUGCCAUUGGAUGAUGACCUGCCUGGUGGUGAGGCUGACAGUUUAAUCAGUUACAACACAAAUGCUAGCAGUAUUCUCAAUGAUGGACCACAUGUUUCUAUGGGCUCCAGUACCACUGAUCACAACCAUUCCAUAGCUCCAAGACAAGAUAGAAACAUGUCUCUCCUGACAGAUGCUGAGUCAAGUAUCUGUCCAUCCUCUAAUUUUGAGCUGCUCAGUGGCCAUGUUGGUAUAGGUGCAAUACCAAAGGUGCCACCAAAGAACCCUUUUAGUGGAUAUUACAAAUUUUACUGUGACAUCUGUAAUCGGCCGAUGAACACAGAUAAAGACUACCAGGCUCACCUGGAGAGUCGAGCUCAUCGACAGCGGGCAGCGGAAGUGGAGGCUCCCCGGGUGAACCUGGGACAGAUACAGAGGGUGCUCAGUAUCGAUGAUGCGGAGGAAGCAGCCUAUCAUGUGACCAACACCAUGCCUCGCAGCUACCAGGUGGAUCUGUUCUGCAAAACCAUGGAAGGCGACAAGGUCAUCUUCUUGCCAACAGGGACUGGGAAGACGCUGGUGUCGGUGAUGACGCUGAGCUGUAUGCUGCAACGGAACCCACGGCGCCCAGUUUUGUUCCUGGUGGACAAGGUGUUGUUGGUGCUGCAGCAGUCAAAGUAUAUCACCAAUGAACUUGGGAAUCGGAAGUACAAGCGCAUGACAAGUGAUGGGGAGGAGCAGGAGCGUGAGCUGAAGAUAGCCACACUGUGUGGGAACAUACUGCCUCCAGACACCACGCCCCUCUACAAGCAUGACGUCAUCGUCAGCACGGCAGCCUAUGCUGACAAUCUACUACUGAAGCAGCAGCUGCGCUGGGAAGACUUCUCACUGGUUGUGUUUGAUGAAGCUCAUCACUGUGCCAAGAAUCACCCCUUCAAUCGCCUCCUGGAGGCGUACCACCGCCCAUGCCAGCCAGAACACAGACCCAAAGUGCUAGGUCUGACCGCCUCCCCUGCGGGGCGCGACAGUGUAGAGAGCACGGUCAGCAUGCUGCACGAGUUAUUCCAUAACCUUGGGGGAGCCAGCAUUGCCAUCGUCCAGGGAGAUUGUGUGGGAGAACUGAAGCGCUAUCAGUCAAGUGCUAAGCUGAAGAUCAACUAUGAGCCGUUUUCGGAUGAAGAAAGAGCUUUCCGGAAGACACUGUUGGUGUACAUUUACCAGUGUUACUUGAAGCUGUCGGAGUUGUGCACUAUUGACACUGACUGUCAGUGGGGAGUGGAGAGGAUGCAGGGAGAAGACUUGGAAGACUUGGUAGAGCGAUUGGACAAUGCUGCUACUGAAAGGUUUGUCCGAGCUCUUGGGAACUGCCAGGCCAAAUCCCAGCAACCACAAGUCAAAAUGAAUAUGGACUUCCUUGUCAAUCAUUGCAAGAUACUUUUAAUUGCGCUGUCUGAUUUGGAUGUUGUUGGGAUACCCACAGCUGUAGCUGACCUGAAGACGUUCGACCAGACUCCAGCACAGAGUGGCUUCCAGCACGCUCAGGGGAUGGGGAUACAGUGUGAAGAGCUGCAAGAUGCCAUGAGAAGAGCUGCUCACUCAGCUCAUGUCCAGCAGGAGUUUGAUGACAACCCUCUUCAUAUCACUCUGUACACACAGUUACUCACUACUCUCACCAAUGAUAAAUACAUCAACUGGAAAGCUGGCAGAAAUGCAAUGGCCUUGAUUCUCGUCCGGGAGCGAGCACAUGCACACAGACUGAGCAAUUUCCUGAAGCAGACACAAUUUGCAUCAGCCAACAGUCUGAAGAUCACAUCGGUGGUUGGCCAUGGAUCUGGUCAGGCUGAUGGUGGCAUGAAGGUGAAGCAGCAGAAGAAGGUGCUUGAUGGAGUGAAGAGCAAGAAGUAUAACAUCAUCGUAGCCACAUCUGUAGCAGAGGAAGGCGUGGAUAUCCCCGAGUGUGAGCUGGUGGUCUGCAUGAACCCGCCCAACACAGUCACCACGCUUGUACAGAUGCGGGGACGGGCCAGGAAGAAGGACAGCCACUUUGUCAUCCUGUGUAAGAGCAGUGAUGAGAAAGACAAGAUCCAGAAUAUUCUUCGGCGGGAACAGUUCAUGAUGAAAGCUGCUGAGCAUUGUGUGCAGGAGUGAUGUCCAUGUACAACAGUCUAGCCUGGAGGCAGGGAUUGUCCAUGUACGACAGUCUAGCCCGGAGGCAGGGAUUGUCCAUGUACGACAGUCUAGCCCGGAGGCAGGGAUUGUCCAUGUACGACAGUCUAGCCCGGAGGCAGGGAUUGUCCAUGUACGACAGUCUAGCCCGGAGGCAGGGAUUGUCCAUGUACGACAGUCUAGCCCGGAGGCAGGGAUUGUCCAUGUACGACAGUCUAGCCUGGAGGCAGGGAUUGUCCAUGUACGACAGUCUAGCCUGGAGGCAGGGAUUGUCCAUGUACGACAGUCUAGCCUGGAGGCAGGGAUUGUCCAUGACAAGAACAUUUUGUUAUUUUGUUGUGUUAUAUAUAUAUGCCUCAAUUAGAGAAUAUAAAACUUUCCUACUUAUUUGAGAAUGAAUUUUUGAGCAGAUUUUGCUAUUUAACAUGUGGAACAGGGGUAGACACCAUUGUUCAUAUCCAACUGGUCCACACAUCAUUUUGCACAAAUGAGUAACGUGGAGUAACUAGAUUUUAGGAUAAAACCACUGGUCCCUCUAGAGUUUCAUUUGUCUUGGACUAAUGGCCUAGUGUCCGUGUCUCUCCCUGUGGGAUAGAAUUGCUGGUCCUUCAAAGACAGACAUUAUGCUGGGCUCAGUUUGGGGCCAGUAUUUCAGGCACAAACUAGAGGGAUUUUUUCCAGUUGUCAUUCUUAUGCCAGAAUGCUGUUUCUCAUGUCAGCAUUGCUUGUAACCAUAUUUGUUUUAUCAAGUUCACUUGGAACGCAUACUUUGCUUGUUUUGUUAUUGUUCACAGAGUGAAAACCCUGGCAUGGCAUUGUCAUGGACACAGUUUCAUGUUAAGACUAAUUAUUUGUUUCAUAUUAAAUGGUGUAAAAAAAUAUUUUUGUCUGAUUUUAUUUCCUCCUAACUUGACAACACUUGUUCAUACCACACACUUUCUGUGAAACGUGACUAGUAUUAGUUUAGCCUGAAUUUGACCUCCACCCCCCGGUUGUUGUAUCUCGUGUCAACUGUCAUGUCGAAUGUUAUUGACUUUAGGGAAUAUGUUCCAAUGUUAGGGACUUGUGGCUCAUGGCAUGUCAAGGUCUCUAGAUUAAGACAUGAAUGGGUUCCUGUGUUGAAAAUGUUUUGGUGAAGAUAAGUCUAUCAGGGCUCCAGAUAACUUUUUGAGCAGUGUUGAGUUUUUACUUGAAGGUUUCUAUUUUAAUUGGGUUACAUGUAUUACAUUUCUCAUUAUUUCUUCACUCAUCUAUUCAUCACUCUAUUGGGUUUUAAAAUAAAUAAAAUAAUGUUUUAGAUAUAUAUAAGGGUUCUAACUAAAGGCUUGACUUGGAAAGUAACUUAGCUCAUAAUUGUGCUUCAGAAAUUAGCUCCAUUGUACACAUGCUGAAAAAGCUUCAUUGAGUAUUUACGCAUGCUGUUUUUAUACAUCAUGUUUUUCAUUUAAUGCAUCGGUUUCUGUACACAAGUUAAUGAAAGUAAUUGGGUUUUUAAUAUUUUAUUUGGGGGGGGGGGGGGUAUUUUAUGCAAAUAUGCUGCUUAUCUGAAGCUCUGGUCGAUGGUCAUGGUGAGCUUUAAAGGUUUGUAAAACCUGUUUAUGUCAUUGUCAGGUUUUGAGACAUGGUUACUUCUACAGGCAUGAGACUUUAUGUUUGCUUUUCUACAGCCUCAAAUGUUAAUGGCAUAUCUAUCAAAAUCUUUUUACGGUUGAUGUGAUUUGUUGUUUAAUGCCACACUCAGCAAUAUUCCAGCUAUAUGCCUGCGGUCGUGAAAUAAUCUAAUCUGGACCAGACAAUCCAGUGAUUUACCUAAUGAGCAUCGAUUUACACAAUUGGGACCACCCGAUCCUGUUAGACGCCUCUUACGAAAAGCAUUGGUUGCUGAAGACCAAUUCUAACCCAGAUCUUCACGGGACACAGUUGAUGUGGACAGUGCCUUUAAUAUUCAUUGCCAGCUACUCCUGCAAUUUUACAACACAAUCUUUAGACUUUUGAUAGUUUGUGCAUCUUAAAAAGUGGUCCAGAAGAAGUGGUGAAGAUUUGCUUCAGAUGUAUGACCGUGACUACCGGUAUAUCUGUGUUUAUGCCAUGUGUGUGGUACAUUAUUGUGUUGGAAUGAUUACUGCAGUGGGCUGACGUUGUUCCACACCAGUGGGUUCAUUGCUUGAUUACUUAUGUUUGUUUGUCUGCCUGUCAGGUUAUGUCACAGGAUGGAGAAUAUUUAUUUUUUUGCUUUUGAUCUGGAAAAGAUACAUCCAACCUAUGAUCAAUAAAAUAACAUUUUGUUUGAAA
This is a messenger RNA of Haliotis rufescens (red abalone), 8550 nucleotides long. RefSeq lists its product as uncharacterized. The coding region runs from base 709 to 6240 and encodes 1843 amino acids. NCBI's taxonomy places the organism in Eukaryota, Metazoa, Mollusca, Gastropoda, Lepetellida, Haliotidae. The record is from RefSeq and is a predicted model, not a curated record. The transcript is spliced from 4 exons. Gene Ontology annotation, molecular function: zinc ion binding; ATP binding; DNA binding.